GAAGAAGAAGGUUUAACUAGUGAGGAGGAUGAAAUUUUAUCAAAAAAGACUAUGGUUAAACUUCCUGUAAAAAGUGCAGUGGGCAGAGAGAGUAGAAUACGGCAAAUGCAAAAUCUCCCAAUGUCGUCAGAUAAGACUUUAGCAGCUAGACUAGCAAACCUUGGGCCUCAGGUUAAAAAGGAUGAUAUGGGAUCAAACACUUGGAUGGCUUUACGUAAAAGACUGAUUUCUGCGAAAAUGAAGGAAGCAUUUUCCAACAGUUACCUUCAGAUAAAUGGUGUUAAAUACACGAUCAUAAAGAAAGUUGGUGAUGGCGGUUUUAGCAGUGUAUAUGAGGUGUAUAACGAGGAAAGGAACUUGUUUGCAGUGAAGGUUGUGAACCUGAUUACUAAGGACGGAUUCACGGAUAAGGAUCUUAUGCAUGAAAUACAUCUGCUCAAAAGCCUACAGGACUGUGAUAGAGUGAUCAAUCUGAAAGACUGGGAACACAGAUUAACAGAUGAAGAGGAUAUGCUGUAUGCAGUCCUAGAACGAGGAGAUACAGACCUUGCUCAGAUUCUCAGGAAUUCAAGUUAAGUUCAAAUUUGAAACUA
Eurytemora carolleeae is the source of this 593-nucleotide messenger RNA. RefSeq names its product serine/threonine-protein kinase MPS1. The record is from RefSeq and is a predicted model, not a curated record. Gene Ontology annotation, cellular component: spindle; kinetochore; nucleus. Gene Ontology annotation, biological process: chromosome segregation; peptidyl-serine phosphorylation; protein localization to kinetochore. Lineage: Eukaryota; Metazoa; Arthropoda; Copepoda; Calanoida; Temoridae. Gene Ontology annotation, molecular function: protein serine/threonine kinase activity; protein serine/threonine/tyrosine kinase activity; ATP binding. The transcript is spliced from 7 exons. Bases 52 to 576 code for a protein of 174 amino acids.